AUGAAGCAUCCACAUGAGAAAGAUAUGUGCUUCAAACUUGAUGCAACUGAAGAGGCCAUAUUAGAUGUGAGAAAGCAAGCACAUAGACCUUUAUCUCUUGAACAGGCCUUGACCAAUGCUUUCGAAGCACUUGACCCCGAGAAAGAAGAAGAGAUUGAGGACUUCUUGAAGCAACGUGAUGCUUUUAAAGAAUUACCUCAACCUGAAGUAGAGAUUGAAGAGUCGAAGGAGGAUGGAAAGCCGGUAGAAGUAAAGCUUGAGCUGAAAACAUUACCAUCACACCUCAAGUAUGUUUUCCUUGGGGAUGAUAAUCAAAAACCAGUAAUAAUCAGCAGUUCUCUAUCAAAAGGUGAAGAAGAAAGUCUGAUUCAAGUGCUGAAAAACAACAAAGAAGCAAUAGGAUGGGCAUUAUCCGACUUGAAAGGUAUUAGUCCAUCUUAUUGUAUGCAUAGUAUCAUGAUGGAGGAUGAUUAUAAACCAGUUGCACAGCCCCAACGUCGUUUGAAUCCAACAAUGAAGGAGGUUGUAAGAAAAGAAGUGGUGAAAUUACUUGAAGCUGGUAUGAUUUAUCCGAUUUCCGACAGUGCUUGGGUUAGUCCAGUCCAGGUGGUUCCAAAGAAAGGAGGAAUGACAGUGAUUACAAAUGACAAAAAUGAAUUGAUUCCAUCAAGAACCGUCACCGGGUGGCGGAUGUAUGGUUAUUCGGGGUACAAUCAGAUUUCAGUCAACCCCGAGGAUCAUGAAAAAACAGCUUUCACAUGUCCUUUCGGUGUUUUUGCUUAUAGAAGAAUGCCUUUCGGAUUGUGCAAUGCACCGGCAACAUUUCAACGGUGUAUGCAAGCAAUUUUUUCUGACUUGAUAGAGAAAUGCAUUGAAGUGUUCAUGGAUGAUUUCUUCGUGUUCGGUCCGUCAUUCCAACAUUGCUUAAAGAAUUUGGACACCGUACUGAAGAGGUGUGUUGAAACAAAUCUGGUUCUUAAUUGGGAGAAGUGUCAUUUCAUGGUGACCGAAGGCAUUGUUCUUGGUCAUGCCGGUUUCUACCGAAGAUUCAUCAAAGAUUUUUCCAAAAUUGCCAAACCAUUAAGCAAUCUGCUUAACAAAGGUACGUCUUUUAAAAUUGAUGAUGAAUGUUUACUUGCUUUUAAUGAAUUGAAAGAAAGAUUGGUGACUGCACCCAUAAUCAUAGCACCCGAUUGGAAACUUGAAUUUGAAUUGAUGUGUGAUGCUAGUGAUUAUGCAGUUGGUGCAGUCCUUGGACAAAGAAAGAACAAAAUUUUUCAUGCUAUACACUAUGCAAGCAAAGUAUUAAAUGAUGCACAAGUUAACUAUGCAACAACCGAGAAAGAAUUACUUGCUAUAGUGUAUGCACUUGAGAAAUUUCGUUCUUAUUUGAUUGGUUCAAAGAUUGUUGUGUAUACUGACCAUGCAGCUAUCAAGUAUUUAAUUACAAAAGCUGAUUCUAAGCCGAGACUCAUUCGGUGGAUGCUCUUACUACAAGAGUUUGAUCUUGAGAUAAAAGAUAAAAAGGGAACAGAAAACUUGGUAGCUGACCACUUAUCAAGACUUGUAAACAAUGAGGUGACCAAACAUGAACGUGAGGUUCUUGAAGAAUUCCCCGAUGAAAAACUGCUUAUGGUGCAAGAAAGGCCAUGGUUUGCUGAUAUGGCUAAUUUCAAAGCAUCCGGAUUAAUACCGGAUGAUCUCAAUUGGCACCAAAAGAAAAAGUUCCUCCUAUUUGAUUGCUGGGGCAUUGAUUUCAUGGGCCCUUUUCCAUCAUCAUUUUCAAAUGAAUACAUUCUUGUGGCAGUAGACUAUGUGUCCAAGUGGGUAGAGGCAAUUGCGUCACCAAAAGCUGAUGGCAAAACGGUGAUAAAAUUUCUAAAAAGAAACAUUUUCACCCGCUUUGGAACCCCUCGUGUGCUUAUCAGUGAUGGAGGGUCACAUUUUUGCAAUUCUCCACUAGCCAAAGCACUUGAGCAUUAUGGAGUCAAGCACAAAGUAGCAUCACCAUACCAUCCUCAGACCAACGGACAAGCAGAAGUUUCGAAUCGUGAAAUAAAGAAAAUUCUUGAAAAAACUGUGUCCGCAUCAAGAAAAGAUUGGUCAUUGAAGUUAGACGCGGCAUUAUGGGCAUAUCGGACAUCUUUCAAAGCACCAAUAGGCCUUACACCUUUUCAGAUGGUAUAUGGUAAGACAUGUCAUCUUCCGGUGGAACUUGACCAAGCCGGAGAGAAAAGAAAAGUUCAGCUACAACAGUUGGAUGAAUUGAGAUGCCAAGCUUAUGAAUCUUCUAAGCUGUACAAAGAGAAGGUCAAAAGCUAUCAUGAUAAACGGCUUGUCAACAAAGAAUUUAGGCCAGGCCAAAUGGUUUUGCUUUUCAACUCAAGAUUGAAGUUAUUUCCGGGAAAGCUUAAAUCCAAAUGGUCCGGUCCUUUCAAAAUCCGUGAAGUGAAACCAUAUGGUGCAGUUGUGUUGGAAGAUCCAGCUACCAAUGACACAUGGACUGUGAAUGGUCAAAGAUUGAAGCUCUAUUUUGGUGGAGAAUUUGAUCGUGUCACUACCAAAAUCCCACUUUCCGAUCCUUGA
Trifolium pratense (red clover) is the source of this 2586-nucleotide messenger RNA. RefSeq lists its product as uncharacterized. Gene Ontology annotation, biological process: DNA integration. NCBI's taxonomy places the organism in Eukaryota, Viridiplantae, Streptophyta, Magnoliopsida, Fabales, Fabaceae. The record is from RefSeq and is a predicted model, not a curated record. The coding region runs from base 1 to 2586 and encodes 861 amino acids. Gene Ontology annotation, molecular function: nucleic acid binding. The transcript has 5 exons.